Mercenaria mercenaria is the source of this 579-nucleotide messenger RNA. RefSeq names its product fibropellin-3-like. The transcript is spliced from 5 exons. The record is from RefSeq and is a predicted model, not a curated record. Bases 1 to 579 code for a protein of 192 amino acids. Gene Ontology annotation, biological process: Notch signaling pathway. Gene Ontology annotation, molecular function: Notch binding; calcium ion binding. NCBI's taxonomy places the organism in Eukaryota, Metazoa, Mollusca, Bivalvia, Venerida, Veneridae.
AUGGUGGUCAAGUUAUUGGAGGUUUUAAAUGUGGUUUUAUCUUUGAUGAAUGUCAUAUACACGACAGAAACAGUGUUUGCUCAGGAUCUACGUGUACAUGUAUCAGAGGCUACACAGAGCAGGGUGACGUUUGUGUGGAGAGUAAGUAAUUUGGACUUUUGUGGACUCCAGUCCAAUACUAAAAAUAAGGAGUUAGUGGACUAUAUAGAUGACUGUGUUCCGAACCCUUGUCUAAAUGGCGGCACAUGUGUCGAUGGCGUUAACAUGCACACAUGUAUAUGUGUAGAUGGCUAUGAUGGAGAUAACUGCAAGAAUAAUACAGAUGACUGUGUUCCAAACCGUUGUCAAAAUGGCGGCACAUGUGUCGAUGGCGUUAAAACGCACACAUGUAUAUGUGCAGAUGGCUAUGAUGAAGAAAACUGCAAGAAUAAUAUAGAUGACUGCGAUCCGAACCCUUGUCAAAAUGGCGGCACAUGUGUCGAUGGCGUUAACACGCACACAUGUACAUGUGCUGAUGGCUUUGAUGGCGACAACUGCAAGAAUAGUAUAUGUCCAUUUUUGUUUCAUUUUUGGCAGUAG